AUGAAGUAUUCUGCAGUCUUCGUUGCAAUCACCGCUGCGCUGGCGCAGUCCGCUUCAGCGCACUACAUUUUCAGCAAGCUUGUUGUCAACGGCGAAACAUCGAGUGACUGGCAGUAUAUUCGUCAGACUACUCGGAGCAAGAACUAUAUGCCCACCAAGUUCAGCUCCACAUUCGACAAUCUGACUCCCACUGACAGCGAUUUCCGCUGCAACUUGGGCUCUUUUACCAACGCCGCAAAGACCGAGGUCGCAGAGGUCGCUGCUGGUGAUAGCAUUGCCAUGAAGCUCUUUUAUGACGGAACUAUCGCCCAUCCUGGACCAGGGCAAGUUUAUAUGUCCAAGGCACCCUCGGGUAAUGUCCAGCAGUACGAGGGCGACGGUGAAUGGUUCAAGAUCUGGGAAAAGACUCUUUGCAACAAAAGCGGCGAUCUCACCAAGGAUGCUUGGUGCACCUACGGCAUGUCACAAUUUGAGUUCGAGAUCCCUAGAAAUACCCCGGCAGGCGAGUACCUUGUCCGUGCUGAACACGUCGGCCUCCAUGGCGCUCAGAACAAUGAGGCCGAGAUAUUCUACAGCUGUGCCCAGAUCAAGGUCACCGGCUCCGGCAACGGCUCCCCCAGUUUGACUUAUAAGAUCCCCGGGAUUUACAAUGACUCCAUGAAGCUUUUCAAUGGUCUAAACCUUUGGACUGACUCUGCCGAUACAAUUGAAUCCGACAUUCUGAACACGCCUAUUGGUGAUGAUGUUUGGAAUGGCAGUGGCUCGUCUUAG
Penicillium canescens is the source of this 771-nucleotide messenger RNA. RefSeq names its product lytic polysaccharide monooxygenase auxiliary activity family 9 protein. Bases 1 to 771 code for a protein of 256 amino acids. The record is from RefSeq and is a predicted model, not a curated record. NCBI's taxonomy places the organism in Eukaryota, Fungi, Ascomycota, Eurotiomycetes, Eurotiales, Aspergillaceae. The transcript is spliced from 3 exons.